Messenger RNA from Lonchura striata (white-rumped munia), 2604 nucleotides. RefSeq names its product RFT1 glycolipid translocator homolog (gene RFT1). The record is from RefSeq and is a predicted model, not a curated record. Gene Ontology annotation, cellular component: endoplasmic reticulum membrane. Lineage: Eukaryota; Metazoa; Chordata; Aves; Passeriformes; Estrildidae. Gene Ontology annotation, biological process: dolichol-linked oligosaccharide biosynthetic process; glycolipid translocation.
GAGCGGGGCGAUGGCGGCGCAGGACGUGCUGGGCCAGACCGCCCGGCUGGCCUCGUCCAGCGCCCUGCUGCAGGUGCUGUUCCGGGUGGUCACGUUCGGGCUGAACGCCUUCACCCUCCGCUACCUGUCCCGGGAGCUGCUCGGCGUGGUCAAUGUCAGGCUGACUCUGCUGUACUCAACAGUUGUCUUCCUCGCCAGGGAGGCGUUUCGCAGAGCUUGUUUAAGUGGAAGUGCCAAGAGAAACUGGACCAAAACAAUUAAUCUCUUGUGGCUGACAGUCCCUCUUGGUGUCUUUUGGUCUCUUAUCUUGGGCUUAGUCUGGCUAUACUUGCUUGAAGUACCUGAUCCUUCUGUGGUUCCUCACUAUCAGGCUGGUGUAGUGGCAUUUGGUCUUUCUGCCAUUAUUGAACUCCUGGGAGAGCCAUUCUGGGUUUUAGCACAAGCUCAUUUGUUUGUGAGACUUAAGGUAAUUGCUGAAAGCCUUUCAGUAGUGUCAAAAUGCAUUUUGACAGUUACUUUAGUAAUCCUUUAUCCUCACUGGGGCCUUUACAUUUUUUGCUUGGCUCAGCUUUUAUAUGUCAGUGUUCUGGUAAUGUGCUAUGUAAUUCAUUUUGUCAUGUUUUUGGGAUCUCCUGAAGCCACAAAGAAAUCAUUUCCAGUUGCUAGAGUGAAAGGUCUAUUACCUAGCUUUGUGGAAGAUGAGACCUUUGUUAACUGGAAGGAAGCACGCUUGACAUGGAGUUUCUUCAAACAAUCCUUCUUGAAACAGAUUUUGACAGAGGGUGAACGUUAUGUGAUGACUUUUUUGAAUGUGUUAAAUUUUGGAGAUCAGGGUGUAUAUGAUAUUGUGAAUAACCUCGGUUCACUGGUGGCCAGGUUUAUCUUUUUGCCUAUUGAGGAGAGCUUUUAUGUAUUUUUUGCUAAAGUGCUGGAAAGAGGGAAGGCUGUAAAGGACCAGAAGCAGGAUGAUGUUGCUAUGGCUGCAAAUGUAUUGGAAUUGCUGCUGAAACUUGUGCUCCUGAUUGGCCUCACCAUUACUGUUUUUGGUUAUGCCUAUUCUCAGCUGGCUCUGGAUAUUUAUGGAGGCUCAAUGCUCAGUUCUGGAAGAGGUCCAGAUCUCCUCCGGUGUUACUCGUUGUAUGUCCUGUUUCUUGCUGUUAAUGGAGUAACAGAAUGUUUUACAUCUGCCUUAAUGUGCAAAGAAGAAGUGGACAGGUACAAUUUUGUUAUGCUGGCUUUGUCUUUGAUAUUUCUGUGCAUCUCUUAUUUCCUGACCCACUGGUAUGGCAGUGUGGGCUUUAUCCUUGCCAACUGCUUCAACAUGGGCAUCAGAAUAGCUCACAGCACCCACUACAUCCAUCACUACUUCAGAGAAAGCAGCCACAGACCCCUCACAGGCCUGCUGCCCUCACCAGCUGUGCUGCUGGUUUACAUCCUCAGUGCUGGGGUCACUGCUUUCUCAGAGGUGUUGUUCUGCUGUGACAAGGGCUGGAUGGCCAGGCUGAUCCACAUCAGCACAGGUGCCCUGUGCCUUGCAGCAACCCUGGUUACCAUGUUCUGCACAGAAACCAAGCUCAUCCACUUUGUCAGGAGCCAGUUCCUCUCCCGCUAUCUGAAGAAAGGAACAUGACCUGCUCCUGUGCAGAACAGUUCUUGUACAUGCUUGCAGGAAAGGGCUGUGUUUUUUCCAUAAGAUAUGUAUUGAAAAAAGGUUUCCAUGUGUGUUUGGAAGCACUGAUAAGGGAGUGGCAAUGUUGGCAACUGGCACAUGAAUAUUAUUUUGUCUUCUGAAAUGGUCAGUACAGCAGAAGAGAGGUGAAUAGUUUUCUCUUUAUGAAUCAUUCUUGUCUAAGCUUUUCUUCAAACAGCCUCUGAAGAUCUAAGCUGCACCCACUGAUAUAACCUGGUUGACAGACUGCAUGUAGAGAGCUCCCCUUCCUACCACUGGGCAGCGUAGGAAGGCCUGACGUGGUUUAGAAGGCUUUUAUUUGGCAUGCGUGCUGCUUAACUGAGGAGAAGAUGGUCAGGGAGAAAAUCCCAAAACCAACCACGACUGUGAAUGCCAUAAAAAUACCCAGAAGCUGAGGAGAACGCUAGAGCAAGGACCAGCACCAGUGUGAGUGUUGUGGAGCAGAACACAGUGUGGUGCAGAGGGAUUGAGCUGUCACUGUUUGAAGUGCAAACUAGGGAACAGAAGAUGCUGACGUUUACAAGUAAAUUAAUGCAGUACACAGCGUGUGUCCCUGCUGGCUCUGUGAGAGUAUUUCAUUCAUCAGAUCCUUCCUGUCUGAGGGCAUUGAUUAACUUGUCAGAAAUACUCUGAAGCCUUAACUGGAAGGGGUUUUGGGCAUUGUCUGCAUUAGGUGUUGAGUACAAUCAUGGAUAGUGCAGUUCAUAAGGUUACUCAUAAAACUUCUUGCUUUCAUUCCAUUGUCUUUUGGGUUUGUCUGAGAUUCUAAACACCAGCAUGAACAAACUUAUCUCAAUAAAAGUUAUUUUGUCUGUACAACUGAAUGUUAAAUAUAUUUAAUAAGGUUUUUUUACAAGGAAUUAUGCAUAUUGAAGAUGUUUUCAUUGGAUAGUAAAUACUUCCUUUUGUUCCAA